Eurytemora carolleeae is the source of this 3004-nucleotide messenger RNA. RefSeq lists its product as uncharacterized. Gene Ontology annotation, cellular component: membrane. The coding region runs from base 144 to 2927 and encodes 927 amino acids. The record is from RefSeq and is a predicted model, not a curated record. Gene Ontology annotation, molecular function: G protein-coupled receptor activity. Lineage: Eukaryota; Metazoa; Arthropoda; Copepoda; Calanoida; Temoridae. Gene Ontology annotation, biological process: cell surface receptor signaling pathway; G protein-coupled receptor signaling pathway. The transcript is spliced from 22 exons.
UAGCCGGGUUAGAACAUAGUAUUUCCGUAUCUUGUUAUCAACCUUUCUCCAGCUCAUCCUCUCCCAAACCUGAACAUGGAGAUCUGAUCAGCUCUUACAUUGAUCCUGAUCAAAAUAUUUCUAUUAGUACUUCUUUUAAAUCUAUGGAAGUUCUUGGCAGCUCUCCUCUUGAAACUGAGCAAGAAGAUGAUCUUGUCAGCUCUCCUCUUGGAUAUGAACAAGAAGAUCUUCUGAGUUCUCUUCUCGAUUCUGAACAAGAAGAUCUUGUCAGCUCUCCUCUUGGAUAUGAACAAGAAGAUCUUAUCAACCCUCCUCUUGAAUCAAAACAAGAACAUCUCAAUGAUUUACUGAUUAUUACAGAUGGAAAAAGCUGGGACCAGCCAGAGCUCGUUUCAGGUCGGUUAGUGAACUACAGAUCUAAGUUUAGUGUUGACGAUAUUAUCAGCAGUGUUGUGACUAACUCGGAGAAGUCGAGUAUGCCCGGAUCCAUAUCCAUCCUUAUCAACUAUGGAACGGACCACAGCCAUAUCCUUUAUUCUACAGCUAAUGCUGACCAUGGCUGUGGGGAUACCCAGAUAUGGGAUCCAUUCUCUGAGGUUUGUCGAGAUAUUUAUUGUGCAACAGACCUGACUCUAGUGGAGUAUGAGUGUAAAGGAACACCAAGUAAUGUAUCCAGGGAUGACGUUCCUCAUGUUUCCUUCCCUAGUGAGGAGAUUCUGAUUAACAUGACCCUAGAGCUUUCUGCUAACAACAAUACUCUUAGUAUUGAUGAGAUCAUUGAGAUUCUCAGAACUGAUUUUGCAACCACGCUUGCUCAAGAUAUGAUUAUAGAUCCGAACAGGAUCACAAAUAUUUCCAUCAUCUACAAAGAGGAAGUUCAUGGAAUAAGUCGACAACCUGCUGAGAUAGAGGUCGAGAUUAUAUCUGCUAUCUAUGUCCUCAAGAAGUCCGGGAUGUGGGAGGACACGGACCAGCUCUCCAAGGACGAGAUGGAAGAGAUCGUGUCCUCUGUUAUUAACAAAACGAAGAACAAGUUUCAUAUUUUCGAGAUUUAUUUUAUUAUUCAGGAAGGUCCACCUGAUGAGAAAGGGACAGAUGAGAUUGUUGCUUCCAUGGCAAACUUUAUAAGAGAAAACUCAUUUAUCCUAGAGUUAGGUUCCAUCACAGUCAAGUUUGUGAGUUUGGGUGAGAAGAAUGUUUACACUGAAGAACAGUUUAUUGAAUGGUGUAGGGACGGGGAUAUCAGGAACUUUAUGUCUGGUGAGUUUGAGAUAAAUAUUGUGAAUGAGACUCUUGAUAUUCUGGAGGAUAAAAGAUGGAAUACGUUCGGAGGAGCAGGACCAGGAGGAGGAGGAUCUCCCUAUGAUCUGGAACUCAUUGCUACGAUCAAAAAAACCGGGAAAGUUUACCAUGACAGUGAUUUUAUAGCAAACAUACUGUUCCAGAGUAAUCCUAUUAAUGUGAUGGAAGCUAACUAUAGUGGGGUAAUCACUAUUUGUGAUAACAGGGCGUAUAUCAACGAUACUUUUUGUUCCCGUGUACAAUUUAAUGCCAGCAGUUUUAUGUGGAGUCAGGAUGGUUCUCUUAUCUAUGAAGGAGGAAUAUUUGGUGUUAAACAAAAAUAUCAAAGAUGGGAAUACCGGAUGACCAGGGACGGUAUGAUUGAAGUGUGUGUCCGGCAUUAUUACGAGAGAGGAGCAGAUCUGAUAACUUUAAUAGAAUCCUAUCUCAGUGUUUUCCUACAUAUAGUUUCCAUCAUACUCCUAGCAUUCACGCUACUUACUUACUCUAUAUUCGGGGUACUCAGAAAUCUUCCAGGAUGCAACCUAAUGUGCCUGGCCACCAGUAUUCUUGUAUCACAAGUGGUUUUCCUAGCUGGAGAACGAAGUGAAGUUAAAGGAUUAAUCUGCAGAGUAGUUGCUGUCUUCCUUCACUUCACCUACCUCUCCAUCUUCGCCUGGAACAACGUUAUGGCCUGGGAUAUCUACAAAACAUUCGGACAGAAAACUAUUCUGUCUCACAUCAGAUCUAAAAGAGAACAUCUUCCCCAGUAUAUGACCUAUGCGUACGGUAUUCCACUCUGCAUUGUUAUAUUUAGUGUGACCAUAGAGUACACUGACAUGUUACAAAAUUUCUCUAUUGGAUACGGAGUUGAAAACUGCUGGAUAGGUCGGAAACAGGCGACCUUCAUAUUUUUCUGUUUACCCAUGCUCUUCGUUGUACUCACGAACAGCGUGCUCUACGUCCUGACUGUGAUCAGCAUCAACUACGUCUCCUCCGUGGUAGAGUCCGUGAAGCACAAGGACCGGGGGAAAUCUGAUCUGUUCAUCUAUAUCCGUAUCUUCAGUGUACUCGGCUUCACCUGGAUCUUCGGGAUAAUCGCGUUCUUCUUCCAAGAAGAGUGUGUUCUUAAAAGAAUUAUUGUUUUUCUUUUUGUAAUAUUCAACGGAGUUCAGGGAGUGUUUUUGUUUGUUGUUUUUACAGCAAAUGUACGAGUAUACAACCUGUAUAUUCAGCUUUUUCACAGGAUAAAGGAUAGAUUUUCUCUGGAGAGGGAAGUCAGAGAAAGAGUAAAGUCCCAAAUUCAAAGGAAUAGGAAUGAAGUUCAAUUUUCUAUUUCUGACAAAUCAGACGACAAUCCGAUCAAAACAGUCUGUGAGUCCAUGUCCCCGAAUCCUUGCAGCGUUGAUAUCUCUAGAUUAUGGAGCUGGUCAUCACACUCUAUUCGGUUAAGAAUGAGGAAAACAUCAAAUGAAAGUAUGACAAGUACAGCUACAACAUCAUCAUCAUGUACCACAUGUACAACUACAGGAUCAGAGAAAGGGACUCCAACAACAACUAGACAUGGCCCUGCUGCCUUCCUUGGUGAUGUACGAAUCGAUGAACUUGAGGAACCCUUUGAUAGCUUUGAUGAGAGCGAUGCAUAAGUGUAUGUACCAAUGUGUAUUAUAGUACAUACCAUGUACAUAACAUAACAGAUAAAACAGAAUAAAAUAUAUUUAAA